This is a messenger RNA of Homarus americanus (American lobster), 1094 nucleotides long. Its product is annotated as protein odd-skipped-related 2-like. The transcript has 4 exons. The coding region runs from base 372 to 629 and encodes 85 amino acids. NCBI's taxonomy places the organism in Eukaryota, Metazoa, Arthropoda, Malacostraca, Decapoda, Nephropidae. Gene Ontology annotation, cellular component: nucleus. Gene Ontology annotation, biological process: embryo development; regulation of transcription by RNA polymerase II. Gene Ontology annotation, molecular function: DNA-binding transcription factor activity, RNA polymerase II-specific; RNA polymerase II transcription regulatory region sequence-specific DNA binding. The record is from RefSeq and is a predicted model, not a curated record.
ACCAGAAAGGUAGUGCAUGGGUGGUCACCUACCCUCACCCUCCUUACACCAGGUGGGGGAGCACAGCCGUUACCCACUAUCACACCUGCCAGUUUGCUUUAUCACGAAACAAGGAAACUCAGCCUUCAGGCAUGCAGUAAAUCGCGUAAAUUAUUUCCAUAUGAAGUCAGCGAGGAGCUACAUCCGCCUCGGCAGUGCAGCUUGGAGGUGGAUGGCUGUGGGCCGGUCAGACGGCAGAGUGUGUUGAGCGCAGACCCGCACACCUUACCACCAGCACUCACCUCUUGUGUCGCAGCAUCCACACCUGUCGCACACAUCCACACCUGUCGCACACAUACACACCUGUCGCACCGACGUCCCUCCUCCAAACCAUGAGCCAGAAACAGGUCAGGCAAAAGAAACACACCAUCAAGAUGCCUGAAGGAGAUUGGGAGAAUGGCAAGUCCCAGGUGCUGUGUGAGGGCAGGAAGUCAGGCACAGAGAACUCCUUCGUGUGCCGCUACUGCCAGAGGGUCUUCCGCAAGAGUUACAAUCUGCUCAUCCACGAACGUUCACACGAGGACCACGCCAAGUGUCACUACGAUGUGUUCCGAGUUCGAUCAAGUCUGCAGGUGUAUGGAAUGUCAUGAAGCACUAAUAUGUAGAUGCAGGAAUUAAAAAAUUACAACUAUGCAACGCUGACUUAUAAACUGUGGUGAAGAGGCUGUGUACUGAAGCUCUCUGACCGCCCGCCCGCCCGCCCGCCCCUCCCAACACCUACAAGAUCUCCAGUCAUCGAUAAAGUCUCCUCGUCCUAGCCCACCAUCACAAGAACUUCCUACUACUGCCGCCACCUCCUCCUCCUCCAGCAGCUGUCUCUCCUUCUGCACUAGUUUCUGUGUUUUUUCUUGUUUUUUUGUGUUUUUUCUUCGUUUUUAUUGUGUAUGGAAAGUGUCUGGUGUUAGUACGAGGUUUUGUUGUCAUUCUUCCAUUCUUCUAAAGCUGCUGAUGAUGCUUCGCUGCCUCGUUGAGUUACUCCCCAUUGUCUUCCCCAAGCUUGCAUCACGCCUUCCUCCCUUACCUCCACAUUCCCUCCAUUUAUUCACCAUCUACCC